CAGCCGCGAGACCCCUUCCCACUCCCGACGCCCGCAGGGAACGCGACGCGACCCACCGACCAAGCAAGCGACCGAACAGCGACGCCGCCGGAAAGCGAGCGAGGCGACCGGGAUGGCGGCGGCGGCGGUGGAGGGGGAGGUGAGGCGGGACAUGUGGGGGCAGGAGUACCGGACGUCCUCCGCGGAGUGCGCGGCGGCGCUCGACGCCUACUACGCGGCCUUCCUGUCCUUCGGCCGCGGCCGCGUGGCGGCCGCCCUCCGCGCCGUCGCGGCCGACCCGAGCUGCGCCCUCGCCGCCGCGCACGCCGCGCACGCCGUCGCGCCCAGGGACCCCGCGGGGGCCGCCGCCUUCCUCGCCGCCGCCGCGGACAACCUCGGAAAUGCGACGGAUUACGAGAGGGCCGUGUUCGGGACGCUCUCCGCGAUGGUGGGCGAGCAGAGGAAAGAGGAGGUGGCACUGCAGAGGCACUUCGAGUUGCUCAAGAAUUUCCCCAGGGAUAUCCUGUCUCUCAAGAGAGCGCAGCACCUCUGCUUCUAUUUAGGAAAUCCGGAUUUAUCCCUGAAAUUUGUCGAACAAGUUUUGCCAGAGAAUCAAGAUCAGAACUACAUAUAUGGUAUGCUCGCCUUCCCUUUGCUAGAGCUUGGAAAGAUGGAUGAAGCUGAGAGAGCUGCUCGAAAAGGCUUGGCUAUAAACAAGAAUGACGUCUGGUCGCAGCAUAAUUUGUGCCACGUUUUUCAGCAGGAAUGUCGCUUCAGAGAAGCUACUGAGUUCAUGGAAUCAUGUUCUCCAUCAUGGAUUGCAUGCACAUCAUUUUUGCUUACUCACAACUGGUGGCAUGUCGCUGUUUGUUACUUGGAAGCUGAAUCCCCUUUACAGAAAGUCCUAGAUGUAUAUGAUCAAAAUAUCAUGAAGGAACUUGAGAAAAGUGACUGUGAGGCCGCGGAGGUGUAUUUGAAUGCUCUAGGGUUGCUGCUACGGUUGUAUGUGCGUGGUCAUGUACAUCCUGCUAAAGAGAGGUUAACAACAUUUCUCGAUGCACUAAAGGAUGAGUCUAUAUGGCAUGUGGAAUGGCUCCUUGAUUUGCUUAUUUUAUGGGCGCUAUCAAUUACGGGCGAGUUAAAAAGUGCACAAAAUAUGUUGGAAUCUUUGAAGUCAAGGGUCAGUUCGAUGGACAAAGAUAGGCAGCAAGUGAUGCAGAAGGCCCUCCAGCUAGCGGAGGCUGUUUAUCAAUUUGGAAAUGAAGAGCACAAGACGGUCUUUGACACUCUGGGUCCAGACUUUGAUGCGCUUGGUUAUAAGAUGAUCGGUGCAUCAGAUGAACAAGUGGAUGUCUUUAAUGAAGUUUGGUACGUUGUUCUAAUAAGUGCUGGAGAGACUUCGAAAGCAAUUGAUGUGCUUGGCAAACAAAUAAGGAAACGAGAUGGGGCACCCUUCCUGUGGCGUUUGCUGGCGAAAGCAUACUCAUUGGAUGGAAGAGGCGCAGAUGCUUCGGUGGCAUCCGAAAAGGCCGAUGCUCUACAAGCUGCUUACUCCUAUUAGGAUCAGAUAUGAUGUUGAAUAGCCAGCUUCUGGAGGCCAUGUGACUGUUGGUGCAUAGUGUGCCAGUGUGCAUCAUAGGAAGUAUAGUCAGUAUACAACAAUACUACAUAAAAUCAGCAGUUUAUGGACGCUUGAGCAUGUACAUUGCACUAAUAUGCGCAUACCUGGAAGCUUUAUGUUCAAUAAAUUAAUGGGUUAUAGAUAUGGUUU
This is a messenger RNA of Setaria italica (foxtail millet), 1750 nucleotides long. RefSeq names its product tetratricopeptide repeat protein 38. Gene Ontology annotation, molecular function: protein binding. The record is from RefSeq and is a predicted model, not a curated record. Bases 113 to 1540 code for a protein of 475 amino acids. The transcript is spliced from 13 exons. NCBI's taxonomy places the organism in Eukaryota, Viridiplantae, Streptophyta, Magnoliopsida, Poales, Poaceae.